This is a messenger RNA of Vigna angularis (adzuki bean), 1465 nucleotides long. Its product is annotated as double-stranded RNA-binding protein 4. Lineage: Eukaryota; Viridiplantae; Streptophyta; Magnoliopsida; Fabales; Fabaceae. The transcript is spliced from 5 exons. The record is from RefSeq and is a predicted model, not a curated record. Bases 105 to 1181 code for a protein of 358 amino acids.
UACACUCUUCCUUUCAACAUUUUACCUUUCUUUUCCCUCUCCCUCAGUAUUCUGGUGCCCAUUCAUUAAACCCUAGCCACAGAUAAACUCCUCCUUCCUCCACCAUGCCCUUGUCUUCUUCCGGCGCUUCUUCCGGCGCUUCUUCCGUUCCUUCACUUACGGCUCCUGUUCCCUUUCCUUCUCAUACUCCCGGUGGGCAUGUAAUGUACAAAAAUCGUUUGCAAGAGUUUACAUCAAGGUCAGGCAAUGAAAUUCCUGUGUAUCAAACCAUCAAUGAGGGAGUGCAGCAUAUUCCAAAGUUUAGGUCGACUGUGCGGGUGGCUGGGAUUGAUUACACUUCCAAAUCUACAUUUACCCAGAAAAAAGCUGCCGAACAGGAUGUAGCUAGACUUGCUCUAGAAGCUAUCCUUGAGAAGACCAGAGAAGAAGGACCCUCUCUUGUUAGUGAGAUUUCUCCAUUAUGCAAGUCUAUCGUAAAUGAAUAUGCUUCUAAAUUGCAUAUCGAGGGACCUUCAUACAACACUGUUCAGCAACAAUUAGGAGGUGUACUUCCGGUUUUCACAUCAUCAGUAGUUUUCAAUGGUACAAGUUACACUGGUGAUCCUGCAAGAACCAAAAAGGAAGCUGAGCAGUCGGCAGCACAAGCUGCUAUUCUUUCAAUUAUGGGUGAUUCUAGCACUGGAACUAAGCUCAUUGAGAUAAUUAAGUCGAAGUCUAUAUUUUAUGAAGCAAUCAAAGGGAAGGGUCUAUUUCUGUUACAGGCUAGUGAAGUGUUACAAACACCAAAGUCAAAAGAUAUUUCUGUUACACCGGAUCCUAAAGAGGCAGUAGUUCCAGAUUCUGUGCCUGAUAAAAGUGAAGUUAAAGUUGAGCAUACCGAGUCUUCUAAAAUUGAUUCUACAUGUCAAAAGCAAGAAUCCUCCCUUCAAGCCACCCUGCCUUUGCAACCAGGUUCUGCACAUUCCAUUGGUAAUGAUUUAAGUUCAGAAAGGCAAGAAUCCUCACUGCAAGCCACCCCGCCUUUGCAACCAGGUUCAGAACAUUCCAUUGAUACUGAUUUAAGUUCAAAAAGGCGGAAGAGGAACAAGAAGAAGGCUAAUAAGAAGCCACGGUUGGAAUCUCCGUUACCGAUUACUGCACUUCCUAUGAACCAAGCCCCUCCUUGCACUUCAGUUCCUUGAACCAGGUUCUCCUUGUUCGGUGGCACAGUAAAAGUGUAAAAUCUGAUGCAGAAAAAACUGUGGAUGUGUUAAAAUUCACCGAUGUUGUUAAAAUUUUAUUCAUGUGACCUCUCUGUUUUAUUAGGCCCUUUUGGUACUUGUUUUGCCUUCAAACUUUUGUUGGAAAAGCACAGGUUUACUCUCCUGGGGCUGUUUAACAAUCUUCUCCCGCUUACCUGUCUUGACUAGAAGGUAAUUUUAAUAAUUUUCGUAGGACCGUCUAAAAUAUAUUUUGUAUUCUGAAA